UCUGAUAGUUUGUCGGUCACAUAGAAUUCGUAAUUUGGCGCUGACAUUGAAACGUGAUAUAGUUCAUUAUAGUUAAAAGAAGAAAGUGAAGUUCAAAAAAAAAAAAAGAAAAAAAAAGAAGCUGAUUCCUGUCGUUACAAUUACUCUCUUUCCUUACGAUCCCCCUGGAAUUCCUGCAACCACUGAUCCCCGAUCGAUGUUCGGCAACAACAGCAUAUCAAUCUCGGUCUCCGACUCCGACUCCGACGAGCUCGGUCGGAUGCGAGUCCGGGUCCGACGGAAGCGUAAGAAACCCGGUCACCGGGUCAAGAAUGAGUUGGUUCGGCGAGUGAUUCGGGCGAUCUUAAAGUACUGGACGCUUCUGAUCUUCCUCCCAGCCGCUGGAUUGCUUGUGUUUGAGGCCUCAAGGAUCGGCCGGAAACCGAGCCUGGUGGUGAACUCGGAACUCGGUGCGGCGAAGAAACCGAAAUCGGAGGGAAAUUUGAAUCGGCUUGAUCCAACGACUCGAGUUGUUGGCGGCGUUAGAGAACGUUGCUUGAAGCUCCUGCCCCUUGAAGAACUUGAGCAUCUUGAUAUUCCUGAGGGUGGAGAAUCCACUAGUCCUGUGAAAAAAGUAUUAUACAUGUCAGAGAAUGAUAUACCAUUUUUAGAAGAAAACACUAACCUGCAGCGCACAGGAGCAACAAGAUUUAAUGUAUUUACUGGAAACCAAACUCGUGAUCAGAGAGAGAAAAGUUUCAAGGUGAAUGAAACUCCUAUGGUACAUUGUGGUUUUUACAGUGAAUAUGGAGGGUUUAAAAUUUCUAAUGAAGACAAAAAUUACAUGCAAAGUUGCAAAGUAGUGGUGUCUACUUGUGCAUUUGGUGGUGGAGAUGAUCUUUAUCAACCUAUUGGAAUGUCAGAGUCAUCACUUAGAAAGGUUUGCUAUGUUGCAUUCUGGGAUGAAAUCACUUUGAGUGCACAAGAAUCAGUGGGACAUAGAAUUGGUGAGGAUGGAUUUAUUGGGAAAUGGCGUAUUGUGGUUGUUCAGGAACUUCCUUUCACAGACCAAAGAUUGAAUGGUAAAAUCCCAAAGAUGCUGGGUCAUCGUCUUUUCCCUCAUGCAAAGUACUCCAUAUGGGUAGACUCGAAGUCCCAGUUUAGGAGGGACCCUUUAGGUGUGUUGGAAGCCCUUCUCUGGCGUUCAAAUUCAGUACUUGCGAUUUCAGAACAUGGAGCUCGCAGCAGUGUCUACGAUGAGGCCAAGGCUGUUGUCAAGAAAAACAAAGCCACCCCAGAAGAAGUUGAGGUGCAAUUGACUCAAUACCACCACGAUGACUUCCCUGAGGACAAGAGAUUUAAUGGAAAGAAAGCACUAGCUGAAGCUUCUGUCAUCGUGAGGGAGCAUACGCCAUUGACUAAUCUGUUUAUGUGCCUGUGGUUUAAUGAGGUUGUCCGUUUCACUUCACGGGAUCAGUUAAGUUUCCCAUAUGUACUGUGGCGGCUGAAAGUGCUCAAGAACAUCAACAUGUUCCCUGUCUGCACCCGCAAAGAUCUUGUCAAUAGUAUGGGCCACAUACGCAAGGCCAAGCCCUUAAUAACUUGACUCUUUAAGUGCCAUACAACAUGUUCCUAGAGCAUCCGGGCUUAAGAGGAAAUUACCUGUGUCACCAGUCCUUUUUGUUCAUCUUAUUAAAUGCUUUAUUGGCGGCAUUCUUUUUUCUUUUUUCUUUUUUUUUUCCCUUUCUUUUUUGGGCUUUUUCUGUUUAUAACUUCUGGGUACGAACAUGGCUAGAUUUGUAUUAACCGCACAUUUCGGACAUUAGAAAAAAGAGAUCCAGCCUAGUUACUA
Messenger RNA from Corylus avellana, 1831 nucleotides. Its product is annotated as putative hexosyltransferase MUCI70. NCBI's taxonomy places the organism in Eukaryota, Viridiplantae, Streptophyta, Magnoliopsida, Fagales, Betulaceae. The record is from RefSeq and is a predicted model, not a curated record.